Messenger RNA from Aspergillus calidoustus, 1242 nucleotides. The record is from the annotation of a GenBank genome assembly. NCBI's taxonomy places the organism in Eukaryota, Fungi, Ascomycota, Eurotiomycetes, Eurotiales, Aspergillaceae.
AUGGCAGUGGAAGGUUGGGCAGACACCUGCGUUCACUGCGCUGAGCUGCUCGCUAGCGUACCCCUCUACAUCAUCUUCGCCGCCGUCUGCGCUACCGGGGCUGGACUAUACGUCGCGCUUUAUGCUUUCGUGACACUAGUCGCCCCGAUACCGCGCAAGUCACUCCCAGAAGAAAAGACCUAUCGCACGAUCGCAGUUGAUGGCUCAAUAACAGAACCCCGACCACUGCCAUCCUGGCGCGAUAUUUCAAAAUUCAAAGAUGGUGAAACGAAGAACCAAUCAACCGACGAGGCCGAGCUCUUCAUAUCCCUGGUUGUUCCGGCCUACAACGAGAAAGAUCGCCUCGGUGGCAUGUUGGAAGAAGCGGUGAACUAUCUGGAGCGGAUGUACGGAACGCUGGCGAAUGGGCACGUCGACGAGAAAGCCAUCCGGCAACGGAAGAACGCAACAAACGGAUACACGAAUGGCACCGCGAGCGGCAAGGCAACGAAUGCUAUACCACAAGGAAAGGGUUGGGAAAUUGUCAUUGUGUCCGAUGGCUCCACGGAUAAUACGGAGGAGAUGGCGUUUUCCUUUGCGCGCGACCACCAGCUGUCUCUCCAUCCAAAGGGUUACGCGGGUCCUUGGACUCCGAAGACCCAGGAAGGAGUGCAUAUCCCGCCGGGGACAAUUCGAGUGGUUAGCCUGGCCCAGAAUCGUGGAAAGGGCGGAGCCGUCACUCAUGGAAUGCGGCAUGUGCGAGGUCAAUACGUGAUCUUUGCGGAUGCUGACGGUGCGACAAAUUUCGAGGAUUUGGGGAAGCUGGUCAAGGCGUGUCAGGAUAUUGAGGAUACAGACGGUCGUGGCGUAGCCGUGGGUUCCCGAGCCCAUAUGGUUGGAAGUGACGCUGUCGUCAAGCGCUCAAAACUACGCAACUUUUUGAUGCAUUCCUUCCAUCUGAUUCUGUGGUUGUUGACCCCGUCAAAGACCGCCACCAUAAAAGACACCCAGUGUGGGUUCAAGCUUUUCUCGCGAGCGUCGCUUCCAUACAUUAUCCCAAACAUGCAUUCCGAAGGCUGGAUCUUCGACGUGGAAAUGCUCAUGCUCGCCGAGUUCUCGCGGAUACCCGUCGCAGAGGUUCCUGUCGACUGGCGCGAGGUUGGCGGGAGCAAGCUGAAUGUUCUACGUGACAGCAUCGGGAUGGCCUGGGGCCUCGCUGUCCUACGAGCUGCGUGGUCAUUAGGCGUUUAUAGACGAACAUGA